Candida tropicalis MYA-3404 is the source of this 2448-nucleotide messenger RNA. RefSeq lists its product as uncharacterized. Gene Ontology annotation, biological process: protein deubiquitination. Gene Ontology annotation, cellular component: cytosol; nucleus. Gene Ontology annotation, molecular function: cysteine-type deubiquitinase activity; cysteine-type endopeptidase activity. NCBI's taxonomy places the organism in Eukaryota, Fungi, Ascomycota, Pichiomycetes, Serinales, Debaryomycetaceae. Bases 1 to 2448 code for a protein of 815 amino acids. The transcript has a single exon. The record is from RefSeq and is a predicted model, not a curated record.
AUGUUUAAACGAUUUAAUAAACUGGCAACCCCAGAGACUCAAUGUGCCAUAUUUGCCGACACAUAUUGGAGAUGGUAUAUCGACAGUUAUGAAGUAAAUGAUAAACAAACCCUUAUGAAACACACACCUUAUAAUCAACUAAAGUAUUCUGAACGUUCAGGAGACGUUUCCACGAUAAAGAAUUAUUUUAUUGCAAAUAAACUACCAAUACCUACGAAUUUGGAGAUUAUAGCUUUUCUAAAAUCACCAUUCACCCAAGGAGAUUUAAAUAAGACAUAUUAUUUAAUACGAAUGUUUCAAUUAUCUUCCACAGGUUUAUUUCUAACUAACUCCCGUUAUGAUAAAUUGAAUCGUACUAUCAAGUUUUUAGGAGCGGAGAAUUGGGAUAAUGUUAUGUGUUAUUUGGAUGCAUUGCUUUUUGCCAUGUUUGCCAAUUUGGAAAGUUUUGAACCAAUUUUAUUUUUGCCAAACCAUUCCGAUUAUUUGUUAAACCAAUUGCUGGCAUUGUUAAGAGUAUAUGUCAGUUUAUUAAGAUCCGGUAACCUAAUUACAACCGAUAUAACCAUUAAAAUAUGUGAAGCAUUAAUGAAAUUGGGUUAUAAAGAAGCUUUGAGUCAUAGACAACAAGACUCAGCUUCCUUAUUUGAGUUUUUAACUUCAACUUUGAAUAUGCCAUUAUUGACUUUCAAAAUAGACAUUAAACAUGGUGGGAAGUUUAAUAAAGAUGAUGAUGAAAAAAUAUCAAAAGAAAGAAUCUUGUUUGUAAGUAUACCAAAUGAAGAAGAGGAAGAUGAAAUAUUGGAAAUUGCCGACAAGGGAAGCGUUAGUCACGACGAAAAUGCUUAUGCAUCAACUGAUACCAUCGAUGCAAAUAUGGAAGAUCUGGUUUUGUUGGAAGAAUGUUUAGAACAUUAUUUCAAUAAUUCUAUCAGUGUUAAACGUGAAUUGGAAAGACGUGCAACUUUGUCAAAUAUUACAGAGGAUGUGGCCGCAUUAACCACUGGAACUGGUGGUAAAACCGAAGAAGAAGAAGAAGAUGAUGAUGAUGGUAAACCAAGAAUUGUCGAUAAGCUGAUGUCAAACAAAUAUGAUGUGGAAAUGAUUGAUAAUAUCAAUGAAAAGAUCAGAUCCAGAAAUAAUAGUUUCAAAAGUGAUGGUGUUCGUGUCGGAUUAAGACAAAGAUCUUCAACAUUGUCUAUUUGGUCACAGGCUGAUAAUGCCAAUGGCGGUGGUCGUCCAAGAAGAGGAAGUAUUGGUAAAGAGGUUAGUUUACCAGCAUGGAUGUUCCUUAGGUUAUUACCAUUUUAUACUGAUGAUAAUUUAAUGACCAACAAUCUUGAAAGUAUUGCCAAGAGUUCCAAGGAAUUUGCAACCAGAAGACCAAUUUUGCCAAUUUGUUUGAAAAGAUAUCGUUUUAAUUCUGGUGCUUCAGCUGGGACUAGAUCAAGAAAGAGAAUCAUCAUUCCUCCAUUCAUUGAUUUACCACAGUUUGUUGCCGAUGAUAUCGAUGAUAAUACUGGUUCAUUUAGAUUGAUUUUAGAAAGUGCUAUUUGUCAUCGUGGUGAUACUAUUGAGCUGGGACAUUUUAUAAGUGUUGUCAGAAAACAUACCAACAUUUUGGAUGAAACUGAAGAAGCCGCCAAUGCAGCCCAUUGGUAUUUGUAUGAUGAUAUGCACAAGAAGGCUAGAGUUGUUGAGAAAUCUUUUAGUGAGAUUUUCAAGACUGAAUGGCCAUACAUGUUGUUCUAUCGAUUGGUCACCACUGAAGAUAUUAGCAGUGCAUCUUCAAUCAAUAGUGCAGUCAUUCCUCCACCACAGGGAUCCAACUCCAACUAUUGGGGUGACAAUGGCACUACUCUGAAAUCUCACAAGGAUAGUAUUCCAAUUCUGAAUGUUUCACCAACUGAUCCGAAAUACAGGGAUAUUAGAGAUAAAUAUUAUUGGUAUCUUAUCGAUGAGCAUAAGAAUUAUUUUAAAGAAGAACCAAAUGUUGUCAAGGAUGGCAAUUCUGCUGUUACUUUAAGUCCACAAUACAGAAGAAACAGUCAAUGGAGUCGUGAUUCACAUAUUAGUUCUGUUAAUUUGGAUAAAGAGUCACCAGCAGGCAAAGCAUCAACCCCAAAUAAAAGAGUGUCAUCAGAGGAAAGACUGGCUGGCAGCACUCAUAGUACUGCCACUAUUUCUGUUGGUGAUAAUUCAUCCCAUUCAUCAUUUUGGAAAAAGACCAUGAAGAUGUCAGCACCUAGUGUACGACUCGACUCUACGGAUUCCCUUGGUGAGAUACAUAAACAUGGCUCACCAGGAUCUUCAGAUGUUCACAAGACCAGUGGGUUACCAAAGACAUUAAGAAAUUUGGAAGAUCAUCACAAGAAGCAUAAUCAUCAUCCGUUCCAUAAAAAGGCUCGUCAAAGAGACGAGUACAAGAAAGAACAUUGUUCAAUUAUGUAA